UAAGCCACAUUGUUGCACGAAACUCCAGCAGGAGUCCCGGGCCGCCGCGGGUAACGCCGUGUCACUCAGCUAGAAAGAUCUACGGGCGGGAGCAUCGCGCGUGUUUGUCUAAGAGGGCUGAUCGCCCCAGUGGAGCCGGGCUGCGAUUCUUUCCAUGUUGAGCCCUAGGGCCCCUGUGGCUGAAGUUAGCGCCUUGACGUAGGGCAGCCGGACACGUUGCCUGGGAGUGAGACUUAGCCGCCUUUACCAGUUUUAACUCCAGAAAACCCUGUUUCUAGAGAGCCGGGGGCCCCCAGCCAGGCGCGCCAUCGCCGUUAGCGUUCUUAGUGGACUCCCUGCGUCCCGUCGGGCCGCCGAGCCUAGGUACAAAGCGGUCGGACCGCCCGCCAGCCUCCCCCGCAAGCGCUCGCGCCCCGGUUUCCCAAGUCGGCGCCGUCUGGCCGCGGCAGGAUGAUUGCCUCGCAUCUGCUCGCCUACUUCUUCACGGAGCUCAACCAUGAUCAGGUGCAGAAGGUUGACCAGUAUCUCUACCACAUGCGUCUCUCCGAUGAGACCCUCCUGGAGAUCUCUAAGCGGUUCCGCAAGGAGAUGGAGAAAGGGCUCGGAGCCACCACCCACCCCACUGCUUCCGUGAAAAUGCUGCCGACCUUUGUGAGGUCCACUCCAGAUGGCACAGAACAUGGGGAGUUCCUGGCUCUGGACCUUGGAGGCACCAACUUCCGUGUGCUGUGGGUGAAAGUAACCGACAAUGGGCUGCAGAAGGUGGAGAUGGAGAACCAGAUCUACGCCAUCCCCGAGGACAUCAUGAGAGGCAGUGGCACCCAGCUGUUCGACCACAUUGCUGAAUGCCUGGCUAAUUUCAUGGACAAGCUGCAAAUCAAAGACAAGAAGCUCCCUCUUGGUUUUACCUUCUCAUUCCCCUGCCACCAGACUAAACUUGAUGAGAGUUUCCUGGUGUCGUGGACCAAGGGGUUCAAGUCCAGUGGAGUGGAGGGCAGAGAUGUGGUGGCUCUGAUCCGCAAGGCCAUCCAGCGGAGAGGGGACUUUGAUAUUGACAUUGUGGCCGUGGUGAAUGACACAGUUGGGACCAUGAUGACCUGUGGCUAUGAUGACCAGAACUGUGAGAUUGGUCUCAUUGUAGGCACCGGCAGCAAUGCCUGCUACAUGGAGGAGAUGCGCCACAUCGACACGGUGGAGGGGGACGAGGGGCGGAUGUGCAUCAACAUGGAGUGGGGAGCCUUCGGGGACGACGGAAUACUCAAUGACAUCCGCACCGAGUUUGACCACGAGAUCGACAUGGGCUCGCUGAACCCUGGGAAGCAACUAUUUGAGAAGAUGAUCAGUGGGAUGUACAUGGGGGAGCUGGUCAGGCUCAUCCUUGUGAAGAUGGCCAAGGAGGAGCUGCUCUUCGGGGGGAAGCUCAGCCCAGAACUCCUUACCACAGGCCGCUUUGAGACUAAAGACGUCUCCGAUAUUGAAGGGGAGAAGGAUGGCAUCAAGAAGGCUCUGGAGGUCCUCGUGCGGCUCGGCCUGGACCCGACACAGGAGGACUGCGUGGCCACUCACCGCAUCUGCCAGAUCGUGUCCACGCGCUCGGCCAGCCUGUGCGCAGCCACACUGGCUGCUGUGCUGCGGCGCCUCAAGGAGAACAAGGGCGAGGAGCGGCUGCGCUCCACCAUCGGGGUCGACGGCUCUGUCUACAAGAAACACCCCCAUUUCGCCAAGCGUCUUCACAAGGCCGUGCGGAGGCUGGUGCCCGACUGUGAUGUCCGCUUCCUCCGCUCCGAGGAUGGCAGUGGCAAAGGGGCGGCCAUGGUGACAGCGGUGGCCUACCGGCUGGCUGACCAACACCGAGCUCGCCAGAAGACCCUGGAGGCCCUGAAGCUGAGCCAUGAGCAGCUGCUGGAGGUGAAGAGGAGGAUGAAGUUAGAGAUGGAGCGUGGCCUGAGCAAGGAGACCCACGCCGUGGCCCCGGUCAAGAUGCUGCCCACCUACGUGUGUGCCACUCCCGAUGGCACAGAGAAAGGAGACUUUCUGGCCUUGGACCUCGGAGGAACAAACUUCCGGGUGCUGCUGGUGCGGGUGCGGAAUGGGAAGCGGCGUGGCGUGGAGAUGCACAACAAGAUCUACUCCAUCCCGCAGGAGGUCAUGCACGGCACAGGGGAUGAGCUCUUUGACCACAUCGUGCAGUGCAUCGCCGACUUCCUGGAGUACAUGGGCAUGAAGGGUGUGUCGCUGCCGCUGGGCUUCACUUUCUCCUUCCCGUGCCAGCAGAACAGCCUGGACGAGAGCAUCCUCCUCAAGUGGACGAAAGGCUUUAAGGCGUCCGGCUGUGAGGGCGAGGACGUAGUCAGCCUGCUGAAGGAAGCCAUCCACCGGCGAGAGGAGUUUGACCUGGACGUGGUUGCCGUGGUGAAUGACACUGUGGGAACCAUGAUGACCUGUGGCUACGAAGACCCUCACUGUGAAGUCGGCCUCAUCGUUGGCACGGGCAGCAAUGCCUGCUACAUGGAGGAGAUGCGCAACGUGGAGCUGGUGGACGGGGAAGAGGGGCGGAUGUGCGUCAACAUGGAGUGGGGGGCCUUCGGGGACAACGGGUGCCUGGACGACUUCCGCACAGAAUUCGACGUGGUCGUGGAUGAGCUUUCCCUCAACCCUGGCAAGCAGAGGUUUGAGAAAAUGAUCAGUGGCAUGUACCUGGGUGAGAUCGUCCGGAACAUCCUCAUCGAUUUCACCAAGCGUGGGCUGCUCUUCCGAGGCCGCAUCUCAGAGCGACUUAAGACCAGGGGAAUCUUUGAAACCAAGUUCCUGUCUCAGAUUGAGAGCGACUGCCUGGCCCUGCUCCAAGUCCGUGCCAUCCUGCACCACCUGGGGCUCGAGAGCACCUGUGAUGACAGCAUCAUCGUCAAGGAGGUGUGCACCGUGGUGGCGCGGCGGGCAGCCCAACUCUGCGGCGCAGGCAUGGCCGCCGUGGUGGACAAGAUACGAGAAAACCGGGGGCUGGACGCUCUCAGAGUGACAGUGGGCGUGGACGGGACCCUCUACAAGCUGCAUCCUCACUUUGCCAAAGUCAUGCACGAGACGGUGAAGGAGCUGGCUCCGAAAUGUGACGUGUCCUUCCUGGAGUCAGAGGACGGCAGUGGCAAGGGGGCGGCUCUCAUCACGGCCGUGGCCUGCCGCAUCCGCGAAGCCGGACAGCGAUAGGACCCCUGGCAUCACAAGGGACUUCUGGUUCCUCCCUCCCUGGUUUUAAAUCAUAAAGCAUCACCCCUUGUGCCAGAGACCGACCCCUUGGCAGAGAGGAUCCCAUGGGACUGGGUUUUGUCUCUGUAAUUACUCACUGUAGAGUUCGGUACCUCAGCCUUGGCCCUCCUCCGAUACAUACGCGUUGGAGUAAGAAUUUGUCCACACCGGUCACAACCAGCCCCAUCGGUUCUCUUAAAACUAGAAAAAGAAAUUAACUCUUAGUAAUAAUACCCCUGAUCGUAUUCCACAUCCCUGUAGAUUCCAAAGGAUAGGAUGCCGAUGAAGAGAGCUGUUCUUCAUCGUGGAGCCUGAACGUAGCAUUCUCUGUGAAGAGCAGCCCCCAGCGUGGGUGCUGCUGAUCCUGUUUCUCCCAUCAGAGACCUGGGUUGGUCUCAUCCAAGUGAGCCUGAUUCUCCUGCAGACAACUUGGGGGGCAGAAGGAGAGGUAGCAGUGGAGGGAACGGGUUUCCAUGGGGCAGCCGCUCUUCAACCUCAUCUUUAUGUGUUUGCCCUGUGAAUUCCAGCAUUUGCUCUCCCUGGAAUCAAGAAUCCCAUGUCUGGGCAAUGAAACCAAAGCCAGGAAUCAAUACUUCUUGCAUCUGGGCUCAAUUCAGGUGCAUGAAUCAUCCAUGAACAGUGGACCUCUGUGGGAGGGAGAGCAUUUCGGUUUGUUUUUAAGAUUGUUUUUCCUGUAAAAGUGAAAACACUGUAUUUUCAUUUUAAUUUAUGUUUGAAAUUUAUUUAGUUGAUGAAGUAGGUCUGUUUCAUGUUGACAUGUAAUGGUCAAUUGUAUGUAAUGUAUUUAUAUGUUAAUUUGUUAUGUAUAUAGAACUGCAGAGUCUCCGUGGACUUGGCCUCAUGAGUAGAUUAGCAUAGUUAAGGAUGGAAGGUGACAGUACUGACAGAGUUACUAGAAAUACCUCGUUCACCUGCCGGAAGAGAAGGGAAGCCUCUCCUGGGCGAGUGAAUGGCAAAGCAGCCGCCGUCUAUCACUUCCUUCCCUGUAGGCUUAGGAAUAUUUGGAAGGCAGGGACAGGGACAGGAGUUGGGCCUGUGGCUUGGAGAAGGAACCACAGCAAUUGCUGCUCUGUCUAGAGACUCAAAGGAAACCAAAGGAUUCAUUUCACAUGGACUCACUGUGUAGACAUCUUUAUUCUCUUUUUAGGGCAGUGAGCACUUCAGAGUUCUGAGAAGAUGAAGGAAGCCACCAAAAAUGUGUAAAAAUCGCUAUCCAAUCAUCGACGACAAACCAAAACGAAGCAAUUAAAUAACCAAACAAAACCUCAGGGACAUUUGUUGUCAAUGUAUUUGUGCCCUCCUAGCAAAUGACACCUUGGGUCUGUUUAGUGAAUGUUUUGCAGGAAGCGUCCAUGUGCUUUCUUAGGCUGAACUGGUAUUGGUGUGCUGACCGUUUUUGUGUUUUAUACACAGUAUUUAUUUCAAACUGUUGGGAGGGAUGGCAGUGUUAUAAAAGCUUCCCUACCCUAUUCUUAAAGAGUGUGAUUAAUUCUGAACCCCCAAGGCCCAGUUCUGCCCCCAGAUAUGCACAACCAUUCAACCUGGACACACGUAGGGGCCAGAGUUGUGGCUUAGUGGGGUGAGACUGACGGCAUCCCAUAUGGGCACCAAUUCAAGCCCCAGCUGCUCCACUUGCAAUCUAGCUCCAGGCUAAUGCACCUGGGAAAGCAGUGGAAGAUGGCCCCAGUGCUCGGAUCUCUGCCACCUACAUGGGAAACCCAGAGGAAGCUUCUGCCUCUGGACUUCAGCCUGGCCCAGCCCAGCCUUUGUGGCCAUUUGGGGAGUGAGCCCAGUGGGUGGAAGAUGUCUCUCUUUGUCUCUCCUUCUGUCUUUAAAACUCUGCCUUUCAGAUAAAUAAAUCUUUAAAAACAAAACAAAGUAAACCUGGACAUAGAAAAUGGCCUCGUAACACUACUAAACAAAAUGCAAAGAUUGGAACAGGGAGUUGGAAGGAAAGACUCAACUGCACCUGCUUUUUGCACAUUUUCCAAACUUGUACUACAAACAAGGCUUGAUUGUCAUUUUUUAACAAAGCAAAGUAAAAAAUAAGUGAAACCUCUGCAGCCUCCUGGGAAGCUCAGAAGGAAUGGGCCAGUUCCUUCUCAUUUGUUCCAGGCUCCCUUUGUCUGGGGUAGCUCCUCUUGCUGUCCCCAUCUGCACCAACUGAACCAGAAUGUGGGCGCCUCCCUCUCUAAUGAAAGCCAAAAGCCACCUGCAGGUUUGUGGGUCACAAAAAGGUACCUAUGAAAUAGAGAUGAAUUUCACCUUAAACUUGAAAAUUAGACAUCAUCUGUGAAAUGACACAUUUCUUAAAGGUAGUCGGGAAGUAUGUGUAACUAUUAAAGAUGUGUUGUUGGUUUCUAAAAAGGAAUGAUGGAAAUGCAUUUUAAAAAUGUUUGUGUUCCCAGCGUUUGGGUGACAGCUCCUAGCUGCUGCUGCUGCUUUGCUUAUGUAAAUACAGUGGAUCUCAGUCUUUGGGGUGUGCUGACGAGCGCAUCAUCUGAAAUCCUUGAGCACUCAGUCUAGUGAAGAUGUUGUCAUGUACAAUAAAGAACUAGUUGAAUUAACUA
Molecule: messenger RNA, 5834 nt
Organism: Lepus europaeus (European hare)
Lineage: Eukaryota; Metazoa; Chordata; Mammalia; Lagomorpha; Leporidae
Gene: HK2
Product: hexokinase 2
Exons: 18
Coding region: 451-3204 (917 amino acids)
Biological process (GO): intracellular glucose homeostasis; glucose 6-phosphate metabolic process; glycolytic process
Cellular component (GO): mitochondrion; cytosol
Molecular function (GO): D-glucose binding; mannokinase activity; glucokinase activity
Source: RefSeq, a predicted model, not a curated record